UAUAUACUUAUAUUGUAAUAAGUCUCCUGAUAUACAUAUAUAUUGUAAUAAGGGAAAGAAAGGUACGCGAAGAUAUCCGUUCAUCGGCGAAGUAUCUUGCACUUGGAAGUAUCGUCGCUCCGGCGAUGACUUAAAGUGUAAUCGUACAUAAGGACAGACUUAUAUAAGGCGACUGGUUGUCUUCUACGAUUCUUUCGUGCUGUGCUCCGCGGAACAACCCGGCCGGAGGAUCCAAAUUCGAGAGGAGACAGGAAUUUUUAGCCCCAACGAGAUCCAGAAAAGAAGAGAAUCUUCACGACCCCUCCUUGCAAAAGCGACGAGAGCACGAGAUACGAGGGAAUGACGGAAAGGGUUAGUCGACGAGCCGCCGCUAGGACAAGCUUCUUCCUGCUGGCGGUGUUCGUCCUGUCGUCCUGUGCCACGAACAGCAAGGUCCUCGCGAUCGCCCAACCCGAGCCUCUACCACCGGGCUUCAUCUACAGCGAUAAUUUUGUGGACGACGUGGAAAAUUCUGCGUUGAUGAAUCGCCUGAGGAUCCUGGCGGAGAAGAAGCACCGCGUGGACGCGCACAUCGAGCAGGAGAUCGCGGACGAGCGAGAGAUCACCGACGAGCAGAUCGGGAUCCAGGCGAUGCUGGAGGCGAAGGCGCGAGAGCGCGCGAACGCGGCCCAUCCCCCGGAUUAUCCCUUCGAGGAUUCGGAACCGCUGCCGAUUCCGGCCGCUAUGAUUCACCACGAGCAGCACCCCAGCAAACGACACGGCGUAAAUGCAGUUAGUUACAUGUCCCUGUGCCACUUCAAGAUCUGCAACAUGGGACGUAAGAGGCAAUCGAAAUAAGUUCCCGUAAAUGGCAUAAAGGAGGCAGUCGCGAGAUGUUGGAAACGGCCGGCGAGCGCAGCGAGGAGCCAAGGGAGACCUCAUUGUGCUUCUUUAAAGAAACAUUUAAGUAAAAGAUCAAUAAAACACAGCUUGUUACGGUCAAUUGAAAA
Messenger RNA from Nylanderia fulva, 989 nucleotides. RefSeq lists its product as uncharacterized. The record is from RefSeq and is a predicted model, not a curated record. NCBI's taxonomy places the organism in Eukaryota, Metazoa, Arthropoda, Insecta, Hymenoptera, Formicidae.